ACUGGGGUGUGCGCAGCGCCUGGAGCAUGAGCCGGGUGGUGGCCUGCACGGAGGACCGCGGGAGGCUGCCGCCUCAGGACACCUCACUCACACAGAACAGAGUGUUCUGAACAUCAACACAAAGUGGAAGAACCUUAAGCUGAACGUACAGUAUAUUAUUUACACUGAAGGGGCUUGUGUGUGGACAAGAAAGCGCUGACAGCUCAAAUGGAUCCCAUGGAACUGAGAAAUGUCAACAUCGAACCAGAUGAUGAGAGCAGCAGCGGAGACAGUGUUCCAGAUAGCUACAUCGGGAUAGGAAAUUCAGAAAAGGCAGCAAUGAGCAGUCAAUUUGCUAACGAAGACGCUGAAAGUCAGAAAUUCCUGACAAAUGGAUUUUUGGGGAAAAAGAAGCUGGCAGAUUAUGGUGAUGAACAUCAUCCUGGAACCACUUCCUUUGGAAUGUCUUCAUUCAACCUAAGUAAUGCCAUCAUGGGCAGUGGGAUCCUGGGCUUGUCCUAUGCCAUGGCCAACACAGGGAUCAUACUUUUUAUAAUCAUGCUGCUUGCUGUGGCAAUAUUAUCAUUGUAUUCAGUUCACCUUUUAUUAAAAACAGCAAAGGAAGGAGGGUCUUUGAUUUAUGAAAAAUUAGGAGAAAAGGCAUUUGGAUGGCCGGGAAAAAUUGGAGCUUUUGUUUCCAUUACAAUGCAGAACAUUGGAGCAAUGUCAAGCUACCUCUUUAUCAUUAAAUAUGAACUACCUGAAGUAAUCAGAGCAUUCAUGGGACUUGAAGAAAAUACUGGAGAAUGGUACCUCAAUGGCAACUACCUCAUCAUAUUUGUAUCUGUUGGAAUUAUUCUUCCACUUUCACUCCUUAAAAAUUUAGGUUAUCUUGGCUAUACCAGUGGAUUUUCUCUUACCUGCAUGGUGUUUUUUGUUAGUGUGGUGAUUUACAAGAAAUUCCAAAUACCCUGCCCUCUACCUGUUUUGGAUCACAGUGUUGGAAAUCUGUCAUUCAACAACACGCUUCCAAUGCAUGUAGUAAUGUUACCCAACAACUCUGAGAGUUCUGAUGUGAACUUCAUGAUGGAUUACACCCACCGCAAUCCUGUGGGGCUGGAUGAGAAUCAGGCCAAGGGCUCUCUUCAUGACAGUGGAGUAGAGUAUGAAGCUCAUAGUGAUGACAAGUGUCAACCUAAAUACUUUGUAUUCAACUCCCGGACGGCCUAUGCAAUUCCUAUCCUAGUAUUUGCUUUUGUAUGCCACCCUGAGGUCCUUCCCAUCUACAGUGAACUUAAAGAUCGGUCCCAGAGAAAAAUGCAAACAGUGUCAAAUAUUUCCAUCACGGGGAUGCUUGUCAUGUACCUGCUUGCUGCCCUCUUUGGUUACCUAACCUUCUAUGGAGAAGCUGAAGAUGAAUUACUUCAUGCCUACAGCAAAGUGUAUACAUUCGACAUCCCUCUCCUCAUGGUUCGCCUGGCAGUCCUUGUGGCAGUAACACUAACUGUGCCCAUUGUCCUGUUCCCAAUUCGUACAUCAGUGACCACACUGUUAUUUCCCAAAAGACCCUUCAGCUGGAUACGACAUUUCCUAAUUGCAGCCGUGCUUAUUGCACUUAAUAAUGUUCUGGUCAUCCUUGUACCAACUAUAAAAUACAUCUUCGGAUUCAUUGGGGCUUCUUCUGCCACUAUGCUGAUUUUUAUUCUUCCAGCAGUUUUUUAUCUUAAACUUGUCAAGAAAGAACCUUUUAGGUCACCCCAAAAGGUCGGGGCUUUAAUUUUCCUUGUGGUUGGAAUCAUCUUCAUGAUUGGAAGCAUGGCACUCAUUAUAAUGGACUGGAUUUAUGAUCCUCCAAAUUCCAAGCAUCACUAACACAGGGAAAAAUACUUUCUUUUUCUAUUGGAAAUGGUUGCAAGUUAUACUCCAAAAGACAUUUGAAUUAUCUUGAUUGGAAUGUUAUUCAUAGGAAAUAACAGGAAGAUUCCAAAGACGUUUACCAGUAAUAUCACUAGGCACCUGCAGAAGAGGAAAAUCACUGAUUUUGUCAAGGAAGGUUGUGUGAGUGUUUAAAAGAAAACCUGUGGUGCACAUUUCUACCCAGGUCUUACUAGAGCAGUGUGAGAUGAUGAAGGUGUAUUUUUGCUGCUUUAUGGGCAGAAUAAGGGUAACUGCAUGUAACAGUCAUCAGAUAGUACUCUUUCCCCUGCUGUCUCCUCCCCCUGCACCCCCUAAAAGAGUACCAAAUAUUUGUAUUCUCAGAACAUCAAACAAAAAUGUUCUGGUGGCAAAGCUAUCACCAUUUAAUGCCUUCUCUCAGUCUUGUACCAAACUCUCUGGUCUGUUUACUAACAGAGGCAAAAGGCAUGUCUUAGGAACUGUUUCUGUAAGGUACAUGAAUGGUCAGACACCAGUCUAGAGCAUCUUACUGUCAACAGCAAAAUGUUAUUUUGCCCACCCUGUUUGUGACAUUGAGUUAGUGACUUCUAUAUUCAAUAGAUUUUUUUUUUGUAAACAUUAAAACAUCUAUAUUUAAAUGUUAAAACACUAAAUAUAGAGA
Messenger RNA from Piliocolobus tephrosceles (Ugandan red Colobus), 2536 nucleotides. It is a transcript of the gene SLC38A4, whose product is annotated as solute carrier family 38 member 4. The record is from RefSeq and is a predicted model, not a curated record. The coding region runs from base 208 to 1851 and encodes 547 amino acids. Gene Ontology annotation, biological process: amino acid transmembrane transport. Gene Ontology annotation, molecular function: L-amino acid transmembrane transporter activity. Lineage: Eukaryota; Metazoa; Chordata; Mammalia; Primates; Cercopithecidae. The transcript has 16 exons. Gene Ontology annotation, cellular component: plasma membrane.